UUUUUUUAACCAGCGAAAGUGACGUAUGAGUUAUUUAGACCCAUUGGGCUUCCCGUAGUUCAGCAAUAAACGCGGAAGUUGUUUCGACUGGCUCCACCGAGAUGUGUUUUUCUUGUUUGCGGUCUAUAAAUUGUGCGGGAAGGAGCGCGUCUGUUGUUUUGACAGCCGCUAUCGAAUGUCACGUGAACUUAUAUGCGGUAGUUUCGCGCUAGCUCUCGGGUUACUAGUCACGUAGUACGGUGUCGCAUCAUAAAGUAAAAAAAAAAAAGAAAAAACAUGAAAGUCCGUUCGUCUGCAUUUGCGUCAUUCAUCUUAAUGUUUGAGGUUUUGGGGGUCGCCCUCUUCCUGAGGGGCUUUUUCCCUGCACCCGUCAAGUCUUUGUCGUCCAAGAGCAGCCUCGAAGACCUGCCCGCGGAGCCGCUGUCAGGGGGCUCGCCCAACGCGUCUUACCUCCCGCGGCCCUUGUUCGGAAGGCUGGUCAUCGUCUUAAUCGAUGCCAUGCGGGAGGACUAUGUGUUCGGGGCCGACGGUCGCGUGCACAUGCCCUACACGAGACACCUGGUGGAAAGAGGCUCAACGCUUAGCUUCGUGGCUAAAGCUAGAAGCCCAACUGUCACCAUGCCCAGGAUCAAGGCUCUUACCACCGGCAGCAUCCCGGGCUUCAUUGAUGUGCUGAUGAAUCUUAAUUCCGCAGCCCUAUUGGAAGACAAUCUUAUCUGGCAGGCCAAAACAGCGGGGAAAAAAAUGAUCUUUUAUGGCGAUGAAACGUGGGUGAGACUCUUCCCCAAGCACUUCAUGGAGUACGAUGGCACGCUUUCUUUUGUGUCUGACUACACUGAGGCUGACAAUAAUGUGACCCGCCACUUGGAUAGCACGCUCAAGAGAGAUGACUGGGACAUUCUGAUCCUCCACUACCUUGGCCUUGACCAUAUUGGUCAUAUCAGUGGACCCCACAGUUCUCUGAUUCCGCCCAAACUGUUGGAGAUGGAUGAUAUUCUGAAGAAAAUCCACGGUUUCCUCAUUUCAAAGGAGGCAGAAGGAUCUUUUCCCUAUCUGCUGGUUCUGUGUGCGGAUCAUGGGAUGUCAGAGACAGGUAGCCACGGAGGUUCCUCAGAACCAGAAGUCAAUACACCCCUGGUGCUCAUAAGCCCUGCCUUCAAGAGGAAAGUGGGGAUGGAGAAGCCUGACGAAGUUGAGCAGGUUGACCUGACUCCAACACUGGCCCUGUCUCUGGGCCUGCCCAUAUCUCAAAACAGUGUGGGCCGUGUCAUUCAGAGUGUAUUUGAAGAAACCUCACUUCGAGACCAGCUGCGCUUUCUGCAUCUCAAUGGCCACCAGCUAAAAUCCCUGCUCAAAGACAGCAUUCCGGACUAUGAGAGAGAGGCAGGAUUUGAGCAAUACCGUGUGGCAGAGAAGGCACAUGGAAGCUGGAUGAAGCGCUACCUGGAGGGAAACAUGUCAGAGGUCUUGACCAACAUGGGCAAGAAGGUCCUGAAACAGUACUUUGAGGCCCUGUCCACCAUGAGCUCAGCCCUCAGCAAACAGCUGGGCAAGUACGACGUUUACUCCAUGAUUGCUGGAAUGGUCUUUGUAUUUCAGCUGCUGUUGGUCUUAUUGUUGGCCAUGCCUGAAGCCCUGAGCGGGUCAGCAUCCGUGGACCUCCCAGUCAUCUCGGCCCUGCUCUCGUUGCCUUUUUACCUCUUGUGCCUGCUGCUUGCGUCUGUGCAUGUGCUAGUGUGCACAUCUACUGAGAGCUCCUGCUACUUCUGCAGCCUUUCCUGGGGUCUUGUGUUUGCUGCUAUCGCCUUCUCUUCAGCCAUGUCUUGUUUGAUGCUCUAUAUGAUGGCAAGACGACUUCCCUUGGGACUGAAGUUAUAUGGGAAGUCACCAUUGAAAAGCAGUAGCAGCGAAUGGUCACUGUCAGAGUUGGAUCUUUUGCUGCUGGUGGGCACAGCUGGUCACACCCUCAGUUUGGCAUCCAGCAGCUUCAUCGAGGAGGAGCAUCAAACCUGGUACUUCCUGCUCAACACCCUCUGCCUCGUAGUCUUCCAGGAUGUGUGUUGCAAGUACUUCAGAGAGAAGAGCGGCCCCGGAGGUGAAGAAGAGCAUGUCCUUCCUUAUAAAGACUACCAUAAGGAAGAGAUGUACCCUGAGAAGUGGUUAGCUUUAGCCACACCCCCCUUUGUUCUGCUCUGCUGUCGACUGCUGCGCUACCUCAACCAGACAGGCAUGCAGUGGGCUCAUCUCCCUGAUCUGGGCCAUUGGCUUAACAGCUCUGAGCACAAAGUGGUCCUGUCUCUGCUGUCCGCUUUCUCGUUGGUUCUCAUCUACUUCCUGAUUCAAAGACGGUGCUCGUUGGUGUCCAAGAUUGCCCUCGCACUCGGACUUCUGGGGGUUUACAGCUACCGGGCAGCUGUCGGCAAUGUCUUGUUUCCCUGGCAACACUCCGGUCGGAAUAUGUCCAAGGGCACCGUUGAAGCACGCUUCGUAUACGUGUUUGUUUUGGGUAUCCUCUUCACGGGUACAAAGGACCUGUUGCGAUCCCAAAUCAUCACACCUGAUGCCAAGUUGAAGAACAGGGGGCUGUGGGAGAUCUACAGUGGCCUGGUCUUGCUGGUUUCGCUGUUGUUUCGUGCCCACAACCUGCCAGUGUUGUGCUGUUGUCUGCUCAUCCAAACACUUAUGGCUCAAUUCAUUUGGAAGAAGCUUCAUUAUGAUGCAGCCCAGACCACCAUCAUGCACUACUGGUUUGGUCAGGCCUUCUUUUACUUUCAGGGUAAUUCCAACAACAUUUCGACGGUCGACAUCUCAGUCUGGUUUGUUGGUUUUGACUACUUCGUCGAAGCUCCCGCCAUGUUCUUAACAGCCGUCAGUACAUAUGCCGGGCCGCUGCUUUGGGCUUGCCACCUUGUCUGUUACCUCAGCUCGGAGAGAAACGGGAGUCCUGUUGCAGUCGGCCACGGGUGUUACUGUUUGGCUGUGCUCAGGUCGGUGCCGGCCGCGGCCUACAUUGUUCUGGUGACUGUCCUGCGCUACCAUCUCUUCAUAUGGAGCGUCUUCUCUCCCAAAUUACUCUACGAGGCCAUGCACCUGCUGCUCACGGCCGGCGUCUGCCUCAUCUUCAACACUGUGGAGCAAAGCCACACCUCUGCCUCGUCUUAGGGCAUGUUCACGGCGAGUAAGAGAGUCGGCGCUGACUUCCUGAGCCAAAUUAAAAUUGGCUCAUUAUCUGAAAAUGGCUUUUUGACGAUUUUAAGAUCUCAGGGACUCCCAAGAAGAAGGCUGCUCAACUGUACCGGACAGUAAUUGAUUUUUGGCUCCUUCAAAACCCGAAGGAAACUCAACGGAAGUUGGCCGAGAGCUCACCGUGUUACUUUAAAUCCAGCUUUAUAAUUGAGAGGAAGUAGAGGAAAGUACAGUACUUAUAUUAUUUUAAAGUUGUUGUACAGCAUAGUGGUUCCUUUUUUUUUUUUUUUUUUUUUCCACCCACUAUCAUCAUCAUCAUCGUCGUCAUGAUGAUUAACGAUCAUCGAACAUUCCAUUUGCGAUCCUAUUGCACCGUUUUUGAGGAAGUGCACCAUUUGAAAGGAUUCUGGCACGGAGCAAAAUCUAAAAUGUUCAAAUCAACUGUUCAUUUAUCAUGUUUGAUUUGCCUGUCUGGAGAAAGGCUAUGAAUCAUGUUGGACAGUGGAAAAUAUUAUGAAGAUGGCGGUGGCGGCGGUGUUUUUUGAAAUCCCUUAAUACAACAUGUUUCAGUUGUUUGUUGUAUGCAUAUCGUUUCUUCAGAGGGCUUGACUAUAAAAACAUGCACGGACCAGUCACAACAUAUUCACUACUUGCGCAACGUGUGGCGUAGAAUAGCACUGCAUCAUAUUAAGAGCUUUAUGUUUUGAUUUUGUCAUGUAGCUAAAUGAGGUGACCAAACUAUUACAAACGGCUUUUAGUGUGGUGCCGUACAAUUCUACGUAUCGUCAGCCGAAUAGCACAAUUGCCCAAGUCAUUUUUAACUUCCUUUCACGAUGUCAAUGAAUAAUACUGUGUUGUUGUUCACUAAUAAUUUUUUUUUUUUUCCUUUUGUCCGUUUAGACAAAGUUUAGUCUUCAGUCAUCCAGGGCAAUCUGCAACCAGACUCUUCGCGCUUGUUGAAUUUGUAUUUAGUUAUUUAUUUUGGUUUCCCGAAAGUGUUCUAAAAUGACUGAGGCAAUUAUGCUAUUAGGCUAACGAUGUAGCAAUUGUCAAGAAUGUGACUUGGGCACCAUUUUGGCGAGAGCAUCACCAGGGGCUCCCGUCAUUCAGCCUGUCAACGCUGACCGUAAAAGGUACGACGCAAUCGUUUCGUUUGCUGUGAUGGGGAAGAGCAGGUCUUAUAAGUUGUCAAACGUUUUUUCAUAUUUGCAAACUAGUGAUGGGCACGACAGUUCUUUGCCCUGAAUCGGUUUGAUCGAAAGAUUCACUCGCCGAAUCGUUCAGCUCCUUUUUCACAGAAUCAUUUCAGUGCGUCCUCAUUCAGUUGAAUCAUCCCUGCGGUUCACGUUGGUCCCACCAUGGUGGGCAGCGUCGUCGACACCGGCGCCCGGGCUCCCCGCUCACCCACCUUCCGGUUUUUGUCAUCAGAUUAGUGUAGAGCGUCUUUGAGUGUCUUGAGAAGCGCUGUGUGUAUUAAUGUAUUAUUAUUAUGAUUAUUAAACAAAAAGCUUUUAAUAAUCGCAUUAGACGCACAACCUGAAUGAAUUAGCUCUGUAUACAAUUUUAGGUGCAUACGCACGAUCGAAUUCAUUGAAAAAGAUGUAUUCAUUUCAAAUGUUUUUUUCAUUUUUAUUAUUGGUUGUAGUUUUCUGCAGUGUAGAACUACACACUGUUCCAUAUGCAAGUAAUACUUUUUUUUUUGUUUUUUUUUGUUUUUUUACUGAAACGAGUAUACAAAUAAUCCUAAUGUUGUGGUUUGUCGGUGGAUUUUGUCGUAAUUAUGCAACCUCCUGUGUUGGCGUGUACAGUGGGUACGGAAAGUUAUCAGACCCCCUUAAA
Phycodurus eques (leafy seadragon) is the source of this 5025-nucleotide messenger RNA. It is a transcript of the gene pigg, whose product is annotated as phosphatidylinositol glycan anchor biosynthesis class G (EMM blood group). Gene Ontology annotation, biological process: GPI anchor biosynthetic process. Bases 277 to 3162 code for a protein of 961 amino acids. Gene Ontology annotation, cellular component: endoplasmic reticulum membrane. Lineage: Eukaryota; Metazoa; Chordata; Actinopteri; Syngnathiformes; Syngnathidae. The transcript is spliced from 13 exons. The record is from RefSeq and is a predicted model, not a curated record.